ACCCUGUCAUAUGUUCCCGGGACGAUAGGUGGCGGUGUGUAUCCUAACGUGGUCUGUGAUCAACCAUUAGACACAAACAAGAACCAGGGGCUGUGACUUCCUGCUAGCAACAAAUCCAUGUAAAACUCUUGUUUAUUGUUGAGUUUGGACAUUUCUGGGUUGAUUUAAUCAUCCUUAUGUGUUGUAAAUGCCGUACAAACUACAACGCUUCUUGAAGUUUUCUCUUAGUUUUAAAAAGGGCUUUUAUUCCUGGAAACAACAGCAGCGUCGGGUGUUAGCUUAGCCUGUUAGCUGGAAUCAAAACAGCCACACAGAGGAAGAGAGAGCCGCUUUGGAGGACAGACUGGAAAUCUGAUGGAGUUAAAGGCGAGAAAGGCUCCUGCCAUGUUGGUGUGAAAACAUCAGAAAACAAAGAUGGAGGAACGGACACAAAGAGAGCAGAUGGACUCUCGGUUUCAAGACAUCCAGCAGCUGAUGCUGACAAAAGAGGAACUUCCUGCUGAGGAGGAGAACUGGACUCUGUCACCGGACCAGAACCAGAACCGCCCUGAAAUUAAAGAGGAACAGGAAGAGAUGAAGAUUCUAGAGUUCAUAUUCAACCCAGUCCCUGUGAAGAGUGAGGAUGAGGAGGAGAAACCUCAUCUCUCAGAGCUUCCUGACUGUCACAGUGAGGAAAUCAGAAACUCACCAGAACCAGACGAAUGUUUAGAAUCAGAUGAUAAAGACAAAACUUCAGGUUCUUCAGAAACUGAUGUCAGUGAUGGAAACUGGGAGGAGAGCGAUAGAGCUAAGCCAGGAUUGGACCCUGUUAUAAAUAUAAUAUCUGUCACUGGUAUUGUGUAUGACACAGGUAAGAAGCUACACAGCUGCACUGAAUGCGGUAAAACUUUUAACCAAAAAUCUGAUGUUUUGAGGCACAGCAGAAUUCACACAAGAGAGAAACCUUUCAUUUGCUCCAUCUGCAACGCAGCUUUUUCUUGGAAGCACGUCUUGGCUCAACACAUGAGAACACACAGUGGAGAAAAACCCUUCAGCUGCUCCGUCUGUGGUCAGCGGUUUGGAAGGAAGAUCCAUGUCACCUCUCACAUGAGAAGUCAUACUACAGAAAAACCCUUCACCUGCUCCAUUUGUGGACAAAAUUUCAGCCGGAGAGAAAGUGUGACUCGGCACAUGAGACGUCACACUGAAGAAAAACCUUUCAGCUGCUCUGUUUGUGGGCAAGAGUUUGGCAGGAAGGAAAGUCUGACCUAUCACAUGACUCAUCACACUGAAGAAAAACCGUACAGCUGCUCCGUCUGUAACAAAGCUUUUACUUUGAAAAUAACUUUAAUGCAGCACAAGAGAAUCCAUUCAGAAGAAAGACGAUUCAGCUGUUCUGUCUGUGGUGCAGCUUUUAAAAGGAAAUAUACUUUAGCAGAACACACAAAAACCCACACUGGAGAAAGACCUUACAGUUGCUCUGUUUGUGGACGAAGUUUUGUUCAACUUAUCAGUCUAACUCGUCAUAUGAGGGGUCACACGGGAGAAAAACCUUACAGCUGCCCCACCUGCAACAAGACGUUCAAAUGGAAACAGACUUUUCUGACGCACACAAAAAUACACUGCGGUGAAUAAUUUUCAUCUUGUGAACAGACUAAACAUCCACGAAGGUUAGACAAAGUCUGGCCGUGUUUUCUGUGGCAGAUCAGCUCACAUUGAAUCUGCCUUGUUUAAUAUGGAAAUACCACAGGAAAAAUCAUGUCAUUUUUAUCAAAAGAACAGACAAAAAAUAAACUAAUUAAAACUUC
Molecule: messenger RNA, 1787 nt
Organism: Gambusia affinis (western mosquitofish)
Lineage: Eukaryota; Metazoa; Chordata; Actinopteri; Cyprinodontiformes; Poeciliidae
Product: zinc finger protein 501-like
Exons: 2
Coding region: 415-1614 (399 amino acids)
Biological process (GO): regulation of transcription by RNA polymerase II
Molecular function (GO): DNA-binding transcription factor activity; RNA polymerase II cis-regulatory region sequence-specific DNA binding
Source: RefSeq, a predicted model, not a curated record